Molecule: messenger RNA, 2011 nt
Organism: Chaetomium fimeti
Lineage: Eukaryota; Fungi; Ascomycota; Sordariomycetes; Sordariales; Chaetomiaceae
Product: pyridoxal phosphate-dependent transferase
Exons: 2
Coding region: 307-1764 (485 amino acids)
Biological process (GO): biosynthetic process
Molecular function (GO): pyridoxal phosphate binding; L-alanine:2-oxoglutarate transaminase activity
Source: RefSeq, a predicted model, not a curated record
UUAUUAUUUACGAACCCCUCUUCGAGUGUCUCUCUAUCCAAGUCGAGAAUCCUUUCUCCACCCAACUACUUCCUUGUAACCCCUCAACCCCGGCCGUGGACCCUGUUUCGACUCACUCACUCACUACAACCCUUCACCCCUGGUUCCAGUGUAUUGUUUCUCUAACAAUCCACUCUUUCUUCCGCAGUCUUCUCCAGCCCUACCACUUCUGCCCCGCUAUCCUACUCUACCACCUCGCUGCCGCUUCGUUCAGGCCGCGGCUUUUCACCCGUUUUCAGGAGUAUACCGUCUCAGCAACAGCGCACCAUGUCGUCCAACCCGGGCCGACGGCUCAACAUCGACAACAUCAACCCGCACGUCCGGUCCGCCAAGUACGCCGUGCGAGGUGAGCUGGCCGUCAAGUCGGAGGAGUACCGCGCUGCCCUACACAACGGUGCGACCGAUCUGCCUUUCAACCAGGUCAUCUCGGCCAACAUCGGCAACCCGCAGCAGCUCGACCAGAAGCCCAUCACCUUCUUCCGCCAGGUCCUCAGCAUCCUGGAGAACCCGACCCUGCUCGAGAAGAGCGAUGUGUUGGUGAACCACCUGGGCUACAAGCCCGACGUGCUGGAGCGGGCCAAGAAGCUGCUUGCCGCGGUUGGCUCUGUAGGUGCCUACAGUGCUAGCAAUGGCGUCCCCGCCAUCCGUCAGAGCAUCGCCGACUUCCUUGAGAGGCGUGAUGGCUUCCCCGCCAACCAGGCCGACGUCUACCUCUCGGCCGGCGCCUCCUCAGGUGUCAACACCCUCCUGCACGUCAUCUGCGCCAACGAGAAGUCCGGCAUCCUCGUGCCCAUCCCGCAGUACCCCCUGUACACCGCCUCCCUCUCGCUCCUGAACGCCGCCUGCGUGCCGUAUCUCCUGGACGAGCAGAAGAACUGGGGCACCGACCUGGCCACCAUCAAGGCCGCCCACGAGAAGGCCGAGGCCGAGGGCGUCGACGUGCGCGCCAUCGUCAUCAUCAACCCGGGCAACCCGACGGGCGCCUCGCUCGCCGAGGAAGACAUCCGCGCCGUCAUCGACUUCGCCCGCGAGAAGCGCCUCGUGAUCCUCGCCGACGAGGUCUACCAGACCAACGUCUUCGUCGGCGAGUUCAUCAGCUUCAAGCGCAUGCUGCGGCAGAUGCAGCAGGAGCAACCGGGCGCCUACGACGCCGUCGAGCUGGCCUCGCUCCACUCCGUCUCCAAGGGCAUGGUCGGCGAGUGCGGCCACCGCGGCGGCUACUUCGAGCUCGUCAACUUCGACCCGCAAGUCCAGGCCGAGAUCUACAAGUUCGUCUCCAUCAUGCUGUGCGCCCCCGUCAUCGGCCAGUGCCUGGUCGAGCUCAUGGUCAACCCCCCGCGCGCCGGCGAGCCCUCGCACGAGCUCUACGCCCGCGAGUACGACGCCAUCUUCGGCGGCCUGCGCGAGCGCGCCGCCGCCCUGCACCGCGCGUUCGAGCAGAUGGAGGGCGUCCAGUGCGGGCCCCCGCAAGGCUCCAUGUACCUCUUCCCCACCAUCGACCUGCCCCGCCGCGCGGCCGAGGCCGCGGCCGCUGAGGGCCGCACCCCGGAUGAGUUCUACUGCAUGCGUCUUCUUGAGGCCACGGGCGUGUGCGUCGUGCCCGGGUCCGGGUUCGGCCAGAAGGAGGGCACGCUGCACUUCCGUACUACUUUCCUUGCCCCUGGGACGGAGUGGGUCGGCAGUAUUGUUAAGUUUCAUGCUGAGUUUAUGGAUAAGUACCGCUGAGGGGGGUUGUUGUUCUGGAAAAGGGAAGGGCGUGUGGUUUGGGGGAAAGGGAUAAGGAGAUGCUUGGAUGAAGCAAGGCGUUUGUGUUGGGUGUUGGUUGGUUGGACCUCAAAAAAGAACAAGAAAUACGGUCUACCUGGUAUUUUGAUAAACGGAGCAUCGCAUAGCAUUGCAUGCCUUGGUUUAGUUUUAGAUGAGCCUUGGGUUUGUGUGAGCGAAGGGGGAAAGAGAGUCCGUUCCACUCAGU